Molecule: messenger RNA, 2712 nt
Organism: Corticium candelabrum
Lineage: Eukaryota; Metazoa; Porifera; Homoscleromorpha; Homosclerophorida; Plakinidae
Product: squamous cell carcinoma antigen recognized by T-cells 3-like
Exons: 1
Coding region: 28-2550 (840 amino acids)
Biological process (GO): RNA processing
Molecular function (GO): RNA binding; protein binding
Source: RefSeq, a predicted model, not a curated record
GCUGACUAUCCUGACGUCUCCGAAGCAAUGGAAGACGAUCAGAGUGAAUCCAGCUCAUCUGGUGACGAUAGUAACGAUGAUUCAACUGCAGUAGACGAAGACGCAAUUGCCCGGCUUGAAGAAGCUCUUUCUACAAACCAAUAUCUUUAUGAUAGCCACGUGGCGUUGAUUGCAGAACUAAGGAAAGGAAUAGGAAAACCAGAUGCCUUUUACAAGCUACGACAGGCUCGGGAACGCAUGAGGAAGCUGUUUCCUUUGUCUGAGGAUCUGUGGCUGCAAUGGAUUGGAGACGAAACACUAUUCAACUCAACUGCUGUAGACAAGGACUUCGUCAAGGGUUUGUACGAUUCUGCUGUCUCUGAUUAUUUAAGUGUUCGUGUGUGGUUGGAAUAUUGCAAGUUUACUAUGGGAACCAUGGUAGACGGCCUGGCUACUCUUGAUGACGUCAGAAGUGUGUUUGAAAGAGCUUUGAUGUCAUGUGGAUUGCAUGUCAGUCAAGGAAGCACGUUAUGGGAGGCAUUCAGAGAGUUUGAGAUAACAAUACUUGAUUCUGUCAAUGAACUGUCCAAGGAUGAGAAUGACAAAGAUGUGAAGUUACAGAUGGAUCGUGUUGCCAAUAUCUUCAAGCGUCAAUUAUCUGUUCCUCUCAUUGGCAUGGAAGCAACUGCAAAUGAAUUCACGAAAUGGGCAGAAGAACAUAACGUUGUGGUGUCUAACUAUACGCAAAGCUACAAGAAAGCUUUAUCUACCCUUGGCAAAUGCAUUGAAUAUGAGGACAGACUAAAGCAAGCAGAGUCUCCACGACUGGAACAAUACAAGGAAUAUAUUCAAUUUGAAAUGUCUGCUGCUGACCCUGCAAGGAUCCAAUGCAUUUAUGAACGAGCUUUAGCUGAGAAUUGUUUGCAUGCUAGCUUGUGGAUGGACUACACUCACUUCCUAGACACAAAACUGAAAAUUAAAGACGUUUCUCUUGUAGCUCAUCAAAGGGCAGUGAGGAACUGUCCUUGGAUAUCACAGUUAUGGUGCAGUUGGAUUAGAGCAAUGGAGAGGAAUGCAGUAGAUCUGAUGUCAGUGAAAGAAAUGUUUGAGGAGGGUCUACGUUGUGGGUUUUCAUCAGCUGAUGAUUACAUUUCAUUAUGGUCAGCAUUUAUUGAUUAUCAGUGGAGGAGGAGAGACAGUGUGGAUGAUAAAGAGGAGAUUAUAUCAACAGUUCGAGAGACAUUUCAGAAAGCCGUUGAGCACGUCAAGCAGCUGUAUGGCCAGAAAGCUGAUCACAGUUGUUCACUGAAGCGACAUUGGGCUGCAUUGGAAGCAACACACUUUAACAGCAUAGCACGAGCAAGAGAACUGUGGGAAGAAGUCAUGAGUGAAGGCCAUAGACGAAGCGUUAGCAUGUGGUUAGAAUAUGCUGAGUUAGAGAGGAGGUGUGGGUCAGUAACACAGACAAGAAAGCUGCUGCAUGAAGCUGUAGUGAGAGGAAGUGAUGAACCACAACGAGCAUAUGAAGCUCUUCUCAAGUUUGAGAGAGAAGAGGGCACUUUGUCUGAAUGGGAAUCAGCAUGGGAGAGAUGUCAAGUCAAAGUGAAGCAAAUAACAGAACAACGAGCAAAAAUGGAGGCAGUUGUUGAGGAGAAGAAGAAAGCAGGGAAGAAGAGAGAAGAUGGAGAAAGGAAGAAGAGAAAGAAAGAAAUUGAUGAUGAUUCUUCAGCAGCAAAGCGAAGUAGGGGUGAUGCAGAAGAAGAGAUGGAAAAAGCAAAGAAAACAGUAGUGAGGUGUGAUGAUGAACGGACAGUCUUUGUGAGCAAUCUUCAAUUUUCAACAACAGAAGAUGAGCUAAGGCAGGCAUUUUCAUCAUGUGGAGAUGUCACGAUCAUCAACGUUGUCAAGGACACAAAAUGGAAAAUGAAAAACUAUGCCUAUGUUGAAUUUUCUUUACCUAGUGCUAUUGAUGCUGCACUAGCUUUAGAUCGUACUUUGCUGUCUGGUCGUCCAAUGUUUGUCAGUCGCUAUGGUCAAGGAGGACAACAUAGAUCAAAACCAAAGUAUCCCAUUACACCAGACAAAAACACAGUGUUUGUAUCAAAUCUGGCAUUUGGUGCAACACCAGAAGAAGUGAAGGAAAUCUUCACGCAGUGUGGAGUAGUGAAGGAAGUUCGUAAAACAUGUGAUGCAUUAGGAAGACCAAAGGGUUUCGCUUUUGUUGAAUACGAAGAAUCAAAAUCAGCUAGGGAUGCUGUCACAGUGCUGGAAGGAUACAGAUUACGAGGUCGGCCUAUAAAAGUUGCUAUUUCUAAUCCUCCACAAAAAUCUCUCAUAUCAAAGAGAGGAGGUAUGACUGGUAACAAUAUGGGACAGAGAGGUCAUGUAGAUUCUGAAGGAUUUGCCAUUCCACUCAAUCCUGGCAUUCGGACAAGUAGUCGGACACAAAUUAGUUUGGUACCUCGUUCUGUCAAGCAAAAGAAAGAAAACGAAACAUCGAAUGGAGAACCAAUUAAACCAUCUCAACGACUGAGUAACAAAGAUUUCAGAAACUUGCUUUUAAAAAAGUAGUGUCUUGUGUGACACUAUAUAAGCAUGUGUUGUGUCUAGUUGUAGCUAUGUGAUGUGAUGAGUGGGACGUGAGUAGCUUGCAGUAGAAUAGUGACCAAAGCGAUGAGUCAAUUUGUACAUGUAUACGUGUUGCUGAAUAGAACAAUUUUUUAUUAUUACUGA